This is a messenger RNA of Adelges cooleyi (spruce gall adelgid), 3435 nucleotides long. RefSeq names its product lachesin-like. NCBI's taxonomy places the organism in Eukaryota, Metazoa, Arthropoda, Insecta, Hemiptera, Adelgidae. The record is from RefSeq and is a predicted model, not a curated record. Gene Ontology annotation, cellular component: neuron projection. The coding region runs from base 168 to 1457 and encodes 429 amino acids. The transcript is spliced from 10 exons.
CGUCUUGCUUAUCCGGUAGUCUGUUUUGCGGUCCGUUUGCCGAACUGUACUCACGUCACGUGCUGUGGCCAUACGAUUUAAAAGGAAAUCACCUUCACCUCGGUGGUUAAGAUGCGGUUGGCCAGCAUGUCAAUUGCAGUUUAACGUGGACUCGUGUACACAAAUUGAUGUUUUGGAUUGCAGUGAUCUUGUUAUUUGCUUCACAUGUAUGUCAUUGCCAGUUUUCGUCGUUUAACUUCGACUCACAUGUAACUAGAGCAGCUAAAACGAUGAUUUGGAUUGCAGCAGUCUUAUUAUUUGCUUCAAAUGAAUGUAACGGAUAUCAGCCCAAGUUUACUGAACCUAUUGGAAACAUCACCGUGCCAGUUGGCCGAGAAGCUAUGUUUACGUGCUACGUUCACAGUUUAGGAGGCUAUCGAGUGGGUUGGGUAAAAGCCGAUACAAAAGCUAUUCAAGCUAUACACGACCAUGUGAUUACACACAAUGCCCGUAUUUCUGUAUCGCACACCGACGAUUCAACGUGGAAUCUGCACAUAAAAAAUGUACAAGAAGAAGACCGCGGGCAGUACAUGUGCCAAAUCAAUACCGACCCCAUGAUAAGUCAGAUGGGUUAUUUGGAUGUGGUAAUUCCUCCGGACAUAAUAUACGAGGAUACUUCCGGCGACAUCAUGGUACCCGAAGGAGGCACAGUAAAGUUGACUUGUAGAGCUAAAGGUUAUCCAAAGCCUCACGUCCUGUGGAGAAGAGAAGACGGGAAAGAUAUCAUAAUCAAAGACGCCAAUGGCGCGAAAACCAGAGUGACUACGUACCAGGGUGAAGUGUUGAGGUUGACCAAAGUCAGCAGAUCAGAAAUGGGAGCAUACCUUUGCAUUGGAUCGAACGGCGUGCCACCGUCAGUCAGUAAACGAAUCAUAGUCAGCGUCCACUUCCAUCCAGUCAUUUCUGCUCCUAGUCAGCUUGUAGGUGCUCCAAAAGGAACUGAAGUAAAGUUGGAGUGUAACAUUGAAGCAUUCCCGAAGUCCAUUAACUAUUGGGUCCGAGAGAGCGGUGACAUGGUAAUCACUAGUGACAAAUACCAAACAACCAACACGAUCAAGUCGAUAUUUGAAGAUCAGAUGAUAUUGACAGUAAAGUUUGUCGAAGCGCAAGAUUUAGGAUCAUUCAGGUGCAUAGCGAAAAACUCACUGGGCGAAGUAGAAAGUAGCAUCAGAUUAUACGAAAUCCCAGGACCUAAGGAAGACGGUGAUGAGUAUGAUGAUAACAUAGGCACGUCAAAUGAAUACGAAGACAUUAUUCCGGAAGUGCGUGAUGAUAACGACUGGGUAAACGACAGCAAUGACCGGAACCGGACAAAACACAAGCAUCAGUCCGACGAUAAUGACGACGCUGCGGCACCGAGUCCAAGUAUAUCAGUUCGUCUUUUGCCGCCAUUAUACUGGACUUUGAAAUAUCUCUGACAAAAAGUUUCCACCUGGUAAGCAACCCGCCCGUUCUUAAAGCCGCCCUUACCAGUUCAAAACGAAUAUUUACCGCGGUUCUUCCAGCAGUGCUGAUCCAAUUAGCAUCUGAUAAUAAUUGUUUUCAGCCAUUUACUAAUAAUUGGUUAAAAUGUAAAUUAUAACUUAAGUAUUUCGAAUACCCCCUCCCCACCCUCGAAAAGUGAAACGGUUGUGCAUUUGAAUAGGUCCCUCUUUUUAAAAACGUUGCAACCGACCAUUAACACUAAUGGGGUUGUUUUCAACGUAGAUCAAAAUAUUACCAGGGUGGCCACAAUAUGUUUUUUCGUUUACCGAAAAUUUAAGAAAAUUUUUGGUUACAACGUUUUUAGAAGGACCCGUUCAUUUGUUAAAUUUCAGGAAGCUUAUUAAAAAUAUCCAUCUAAAAAUUCUAACGAAAGACUGAAAAGUAAUGGUAAUCAGCUAAUUAGGCAACCAAUGAACUAUUAUGGUUAAAUUUGUAAUUAAAAAAAAUGUAUAUAAUUCAAUACCAGUAUUAAGAGGUUGUUUUUAUUUGAGUGUGACACAUGACUCAAGAGACGUAAUUUUUUCAACAACUGAGCGCUUUUUACGCUUUUAACGUGAAACACAUUUUUGUAAAAUAAAUUAUAGAGACUUAAUCUAGAUUUUGACAUGAGCGAGUUUUAAUAAAAUAAAUGUUUUGUGGGAGUUGAGAUUUAUUGUAGAUAACAAAAAGAAAAGAAAACACAACUUAUAAUACUAAUAAUGUUAAUAACAGUAUUUAACUAAGACUAUUAUACAAAGGAACGAUUAAACAUUCAAGUUAACUAAAAUUACACAAUAAUAACACUGUUGACAUCAUCUGUUUACACACAAAUCACAUCACUACUAUUAUUUUAUCUAUAUUCAGUUAAAGAGUAAAAACAUAUCUUACUUCUUAAGUAUAUACGACACAAAUAUAAAUGACUCAUUGUUAAUUUCAACAUUUGUUUUUAUUCGUUUAAAAUAUCAAUAACAAAAGGUUAUUAGCUUAAAACAUUACACACUAAUGGCGAGUAAUAUGUUAAUGACAUUGUAGAUGACAAAAUAUAAAUGGUUUUUAUAGUUGACCUUUUUUGAUAUUAUAUUAAAUAAACUAUCUUAUGUCUGCAAGUAUUUUUUUUUAUAUAUGUUCUUCGAAUGGACCUAAGGCUUCAGUAAUGUUAUCUGGGCUUUUAAGUUGGCUCUUAUGUCAAUAUGACGAUGACAGUGAGUUCAAAUAUUUUUAAAUGUGAAUAUUUCCCCACACGUUCUGCAUAUUUCAGUCUUAGGUAUUUUGUUUUAUAAGAAAAUGGAAUUUUACCGGAUCUCUUCAUUUGAUCUCUCAAAGUUUGUUCUCAGUUAUCAAUAAAAAUGUUUAAUAGAAAUGUGUGAAAUGUAGUAAUGUCCUCUUACUGAAUUGCUGAUAACUUUAUCGAAAACCACCAUGUGAAAAUCUAGAUCAAGUUGUAAUCUCUAAUGUGGCGUCCUCUUACUCAUAUAUAAUAUAAUAAUAUAAAACUGUAGCUAAUUUUUAGUCAGUUGAGUUUCAAGUUAAGUUUAAAGAUUGAUAUUACGUUUUAUGAACUAUAAUAUGCAGGUUGUAAAUAACAGUAUUCAUUGAUCAACUUAUUCACUAUUUUUUAAUGGUCUACCAUAUCAGUACAUGAACAGUAAAGCUGUUAUAAUAACAACAACACCGUUCGUCUAGUAAUUAUAUUUUUUAAGACACUUCUUUUAAAAAAUAUAAUAUUACCCCAAGCGUAGCGUUUCCAACGACGGUGAUGUUUGGAUAAAUAUAGCAAUAGAUAUUAUUAUCAUAAUUCCAAUAUUAUUAUAUUCGUGGCUAUACAAUAAUAGUUGGUAUAUUCUUUGUAAUUAUUUGUUUUGUAUGCUGAUUAAAUAAUAUUGUUAGGACAAUAUAAUAUAGUUAAGUAUGUUCAAGCAUGAUAUUAUUCGU